Molecule: messenger RNA, 582 nt
Organism: Rhodamnia argentea
Lineage: Eukaryota; Viridiplantae; Streptophyta; Magnoliopsida; Myrtales; Myrtaceae
Product: protein NTM1-like 9
Exons: 3
Coding region: 1-582 (193 amino acids)
Biological process (GO): regulation of DNA-templated transcription
Molecular function (GO): DNA binding
Source: RefSeq, a predicted model, not a curated record
AUGGAGCGAUUUCAGGUGGGAUUCAGAUUUCUUCCGACCGAGGAAGAACUCGUUAGCAACUACCUUAAGAGCAAGGUACUUGGAUACGUCGACAAUUGCGUCAUCCCCGAGCUGGAGGAUUUCUAUGCAUGGGAUCCUUGGGAUUUACCUAGAUUGUAUCAAAGGAUAUCGAAUAUUCCGUCGGAUGGGUGGGCUUGGUAUUUCUUCUGCCCUUCUCCUUACCUAGCCCAGGGCAGCGAUCGCAUCAAAAGGCAGACAAGAAGCGGUAAAUGGAAGAUCACCUGCCAAAAGGAUGACAUAAAGACUCGAGACACCAAGGCUUUAAUAGGCACCAAGAGGAUUUUGGUCUUUGAAAAGGGUCGCGCCAAGACGGGAUGGGUCAUGCAUGAGUAUCACUUGAAUCCGAAACUUCUUGAUGGAUACUCCUCAACCUUCCAGAUACCAUACAUCCUUUGUCGCUUGAAGAGGAAACCAAGUGAAAGCUUGGAAAUUUCCCCAAGUUUUGGAGGAGGCUCCUGUGCAACUGAUGACACUCCAGUUGCUUCUCAACAUGAGGACACAGAUCAGGAGGUAAACAGAUGA